AUGCAUUCUGUUGCAACUUCUACAUACCCCUCUGGGGGCACAUCCCCAGCACCAGCUGAGACCCCAGGGACAGAGUACAGUGAAUAUGAAUUCUCCAACGACGUGGCGGUGGUGGGAAUGGCCUGCCGCGUGGCGGGAGGCAAUCACAACCCCGAGCUUCUCUGGCAAUCGCUCCUCAGCCAGAAGAGUGCAGUGAGUGAGAUUCCACCGAUGCGAUGGGAGCCUUACUAUCGUCGGGAUCCGCGAAAUGAGAAAUUCCUCAAGCAAACGACGUCGCGUGGUUAUUUCUUGGAUCACCUGGAAGACUUUGACUGUCAGUUCUUUGGAAUCUCCCCUAAGGAGGCCGAGCAGAUGGACCCCCAACAACGAGUCUCCCUGGAAGUGGCAUCGGAAGCCCUGGAGGAUGCCGGUAUUCCUGCCAAGAGCUUGUCUGGGAGCGACACAGCGGUCUUCUGGGGUGUAAAUUCAGACGACUAUUCCAAACUAGUGCUGGAGGAUCUGCCGAAUGUCGAGGCCUGGAUGGGUAUUGGCACCGCGUACUGUGGCGUGCCUAAUCGCAUUUCCUAUCAUCUCAACCUGAUGGGACCCAGCACUGCCGUGGAUGCGGCCUGUGCAUCGUCUCUCGUCGCCAUCCAUCAUGGAGUUCAAGCCAUCCGGCUUGGGGAAUCGCAGGUGGCUAUUGUUGGAGGUGUCAAUGCCCUCUGUGGGCCAGGCUUGACCCGCGUCCUCGACAAAGCGGGGGCCAUCUCGUCUGAUGGAUCUUGCAAGUCCUUCGAUGAUGACGCCCAUGGGUACGCUAGAGGUGAAGGCGCCGGCGCCCUCGUCCUCAAAAGUUUACACCGCGCAUUGCUCGACCAUGAUAACGUCUUGGCUGUCAUUAAAGGCAGUGCAGUAUGCCAGGAUGGUAAGACAAACGGCAUCAUGGCCCCCAAUGCCAAAGCGCAACAGCUAGCAGCACACAAUGCUCUCGCCGUUGCGAACAUAGACCCUCACACCGUGCGCUAUGUGGAAGCCCAUGCCACGUCCACACCCCUGGGCGACCCAACUGAAAUAUCCGCCAUCGCAGGCGUCUAUGGCGCCGACCGCCCCGCCGAAGAUCCGUGCUACAUUGGGUCCAUUAAACCCAAUAUUGGUCACCUGGAAGCUGGUGCAGGCGUCAUGGGCUUCAUAAAAGCAAUCCUGACCAUUCAAAAGGGCAUCCUGCCGCCCCAGGCCAACUUGACAAAGCUGAAUAGCCGAAUCGACUGGAAGACAGCUGGCGUGAAGGUCGUCCAGGAGGCCACCCCGUGGCCCUCCUCGGACCCUAUCCGGCGAGCAGGUGUGUGCUCGUAUGGGUACGGAGGUACCGUUUCCCACGCAGUUAUCGAGGAGUUCAGUCCUAUCCUGCAGCCCGACCCCCUGGAUGACGGGGCAGUCACCGGACCAGGCCUUUUGCUAUUGUCUGGGCCCCAGGAGAAACGCUUGGCCCUACAGGCCAAAACGUUGCGAGAGUGGAUCACUGUUGAAGGGAAGGAUCAUAAUCUGAGUGACAUUCUCACCACUCUGGCUACGCGACGAGAUCACCAUGACUACCGAGCAGCGCUUGUGGUUGACGACCAUCGUGACGCUGAGCAGGUCUUGCAAUCAUUGGCCAAUGGAGUCGACCACAUUUUCACGACUCAGAGCCGUGUGUUAGGCGCAGAUAUUAGCAAGGACGUUGUCUGGGUGUUUUCCGGGCACGGUGCGCAGUGGCCAGACAUGGGAAAGCAACUAAUUCACAAUCCUGUAUUCUUCAGAGCCAUUCAGCCACUCGAUGAGCUAAUCCAAGCUGAGAUUGGCCUUUCGCCCAUAGAGCUGCUCCGGACGGGCGACUUUGAAUCAUCUGACCGGGUACAGAUUCUUACCUAUGUCAUGCAAAUCGGGCUCAGCGCCAUGCUUCAAAGCAAUGGUAUCACUCCACAGGCCGUGAUUGGCCACUCCGUUGGCGAAAUCGCGGCCAGUGUUGUGGCCGGGGCUUUAUCCCCAGCAGAGGGCGCGCUAAUUGUCACCCGCAGAGCGUUGUUAUACCGACAGGUUAUGGGCAAGGGCGGCAUGAUCCUUGUCAACCUCCCUACUGCCGAGACCGAAGAGAUCUUAGGUUCCCGAUCAGACCUGGUUGUGGCCAUUGAUUCAUCGCCUUCUUCCUGCGUUGUGGCUGGAGACAAGGAGAUGGUGGCCGAGACAGCAGAGGCCUUGAAGGCACGGGGCGUGAAAACAUUCACUGUUAAGAGCGAUAUUGCCUUCCACAGUCCAACCCUGAAUGGCCUUGUGGAUCCUCUGCGCAACGCGCUUGAGAAGACUCUGUCCCCCAUGAGUCCGAACAUCAAGUUGUAUUCCACCGCACUGGUAGACCCUCGCGGCCAGGACCUGCGCGACGUGGAAUACUGGGCUGGCAACAUGGUCAACCGCGUCCGUCUCACCUCGGCCGUCAAGGCCGCUGUUGAGGACGGAUAUCGCCUCUUCCUUGAAGUCUCAACCCAUCCAGUGGUGUCUCACUCUAUCAACGAGACGCUAAUGGAUGCAGGCAUGGAGGAUUUUGCAGUUAUUCCGACUCUCCUUCGUCAAAAGCCAACUGAGAAGUAUAUCUUGCACAGCAUUGCACAGCUUCACUGCCGCGGCGCGGAAGUAAACUGGUCGGCGCAGAUGCCUGGACGCUGGGCCACCGGACUGCCCACCACGACCUGGAUGCAUAAGCCCAUCUGGCGCAAGAUAGAGACAGCGCCCCUCCAUACAGGCCUCACGCAUGAUGUCGAGAAGCACACGCUUCUAGGACAGCGCAUCCCAGUGCCCGGCACUGACACCUUUGUCUACACCAGCCGGCUGGACAACGAAACAAAGCCUUUCCCCGGCAGCCAUCCCCUGCACGGCACCGAGAUCGUUCCGGCAGCGGGUCUUAUUAAUACUUUCUUGAAGGGCACCGGCGGCCAGAUGCUCCAGAACGUGGUGCUCCGCGUUCCCGUUGCCAUCAACGCGCCACGAUCUGUCCAGGUCGUAGUGCAGCAGGACCAGGUGAAGGUCGUGUCCCGGCUGAUUCCGAGUGAGCCCUCGCUGUUGGAUGACGAUGCUUCCUGGGUCACUCACACCACUGCAUAUUGGGAUCGGAAGGUAUUGGGUCCCGAAGAUCGCAUCGACCUCGCCGCCGUCAAAUCGCGACUGGUCACAAAACUACCAGACAACUUUUCGAUUGACUACUUGGACAAGGUGGGCGUCUCAGCCAUGGGAUUCCCCUGGGCUGUAACAGAGCACCACCGCAAUACCACGGAGAUGCUGGCGCGCGUUGAUGUCAACCCCGCCGUCCUGGGAGAUGCCCCAUUGCCGUGGGAUUCUUCUUCCUGGGCCCCGAUUCUCGACGCUGCCACCUCCGUUGGCUCAACUGUCUUCCAAACAGCUGCGCUGCGGAUGCCGGCCCAGAUCGAGCGCGUGGAGAUCUUCACCUCGGAGGAUCCGCCCAAGACCAGUUGGCUCUAUGUCCAGGAAGCCUCGGAUGCAGUGCCCACCUCUCACGUUAGCGUGGUGAGCGAAGCAGGUGAGGUCCUUGCGAAGUUUACGGCCAUGCGCUUCUCCGAGAUUGAAGGCACCCCUGGCGUCAGUGGCAGCAUGGAGAGUCUCGUGCAUCAGAUCGCUUGGCCACCGGCCACCCCAGCUGAAGAGCCCUUGUCCAUCACAACGGUGAUUCUGGUCUCACCCGAUGCUACCACCCGGGCCCAGUAUGUCGCGACUCUGCCAACCCAAAUUCAAUCCUUCCAGUUCGCCACCACACAGGACUUCUUCAAUAACGCUUCAUCCCUCCCACUGGAGAAGGGAACCGUGGUGACCUACAUCCCCGGUGAAGUUGCCUCACUGGCAGAGGUUCCCGCUGCAUCCGAGUCAUUCACUUGGAGCCUCCUCGAGCUGAUCAAAUUCAUCGUCAAUGGCUCAUUGCCCAUCAAAGUCUUCACUCUCACUGCGAACGUGGGCGAUGGUCAAACACCCACCGCCCUGGCUCAAUCCCCAUUGUUCGGCCUGGCCCGCAUCAUUGCAAGCGAGCAUCCUGAUAUGGGAUCCCUCAUCGACGUUGAAGAGCCUAUCAUUCCCCUGUCGACGAUGCGAUACAUCCAGGGGGCCGACAUCGUCCGACUCAGCGACGGAAUCGCCCGCACCUCCCGGUUCCGCAGCCUACCGCGCACCAAGCUGCUCCCCGUCAGCGACGGUCCUCGCCUGCUUCCCCGUCCCGAGGGCACAUAUCUAAUCACCGGUGGUCUCGGAAUACUCGGACUCGAGGUCGCUGACUUCCUGGUUGAGAAGGGGGCCAGGCGUCUGUUACUCAUCUCGCGGCGUGCCCUUCCCCCUCGCCGAACCUGGGACCAAGUUAGCACAGAUCUCCAGCCGACAAUAGCCAAGAUCCGCCUUCUGGAGAGUCGCGGCGCCUCGGUCCAUGUCCUUCCCCUAGACAUCACCAAACCGGAUGCGGUCGAGCAGCUGUCGACGGCGUUGGACCGCCUUGCCCUGCCUUCGGUCCAGGGUGUCGUACAUGCCGCCGGCGUCCUCGACAACGAGCUAGUGAUGCAAACCACUCGCGACGCCUUCAACCGGGUUCUCGCGCCCAAAAUUGCGGGCGCGCUAGCCCUGCAUGAAGUCUUCCCCCCGAAGAGUGUUGAUUUCUUUAUCAUGUUUUCCUCCUGUGGAAACCUGGUCGGUUUCACUGGCCAAGCCUCUUACGGCAGCGGUAACGCCUUCUUGGAUACACUGGCGACCCACCGGGCGCGCCUAGGCGACUCGGCCGUAUCCUUCCAGUGGACGUCGUGGCGGGGCCUGGGCAUGGGUGCCAGCACGGACUUCAUUAACGCGGAGUUGGAAUCCAAAGGAAUCACGGACGUGACGCGCGAUGAGGCCUUUGCUGCCUGGCAGCAUCUCGCCAAGUAUGACAUGGACCACGGAGUUGUAUUGCGAAGCCGCGCCUUUGAGGAUGGGGAGCCGGUGCCUGUGUCCAUCCUGAAUGAUAUCGCAGUGCGACGCGUGGGCGCACUAUCUGGUACCGCGCAGCUGGCUGCAGGUUCCAAUGGCAGUGAUGUGGUGCCUACGUCGGGACCGGAGCUCAAGACGUAUUUGGACGAGAAGAUCAGGGGCUGUGUGGCCAAGGUCUUGCAGAUGACACCUGAGGAUGUGGAUUCAAAGGCAGCCCUGGCUGAUCUGGGUGUUGACUCAGUCAUGACGGUCACUUUGCGUCGCCAGCUGCAGCAAACGCUGAAGGUCGCGGUGCCCCCAACGUUGACAUGGAGUCAUCCAACUGUCAGUCAUCUGGUGGUGUGGUUUGCCGAGAAGAUUGGCAAUUGA
Messenger RNA from Penicillium concentricum, 5331 nucleotides. Its product is annotated as type I polyketide synthase. NCBI's taxonomy places the organism in Eukaryota, Fungi, Ascomycota, Eurotiomycetes, Eurotiales, Aspergillaceae. The record is from RefSeq and is a predicted model, not a curated record. The transcript has 2 exons. Bases 1 to 5331 code for a protein of 1776 amino acids. Gene Ontology annotation, biological process: secondary metabolite biosynthetic process; fatty acid biosynthetic process. Gene Ontology annotation, molecular function: phosphopantetheine binding; 3-oxoacyl-[acyl-carrier-protein] synthase activity; fatty acid synthase activity.